Molecule: messenger RNA, 1375 nt
Organism: Solanum tuberosum (potato)
Lineage: Eukaryota; Viridiplantae; Streptophyta; Magnoliopsida; Solanales; Solanaceae
Product: cinnamoyl-CoA reductase 1-like
Exons: 6
Coding region: 81-1067 (328 amino acids)
Molecular function (GO): oxidoreductase activity, acting on the CH-OH group of donors, NAD or NADP as acceptor
Source: RefSeq, a predicted model, not a curated record
UUCUUUAUAUACCAAAAUAAUAAUACUGCACAUUUUCUUUGUUUUUUUCUCUGUUUCUGCUUGUUUUUUUGCUGAGAGAAAUGAGUCUGACAGCGAAAACAGUGUGUGUAACAGGAGCUUCAGGUUACAUAGCUUCAUGGCUAGUCAAAUUCUUGCUACAUCGUGGUUACACUGUGAAGGCUUCUGUUCGUGAUCCAAAUGAUCCCAAGAAAACACAGCACUUGCUUUCUCUUGGUGGGGCCAAGGAGAGGCUUCACUUGUUCAAAGCAAACCUGUUAGAAGAAGGUUCAUUUGAUGCUGUGGUUGAUGGAUGUGAAGGUGUAUUCCAUACAGCGUCUCCUUUUUACUACUCCGUUACAGACCCACAGGCCGAAUUACUUGAUCCUGCUGUUAAGGGAACACUCAAUCUUCUUGGUUCAUGUGCCAAAGCACCAUCAGUAAAACGAGUUGUUUUAACAUCUUCCAUAGCUGCAGUUGCUUAUAGUGGUCAGCCUCGGACACCUGAGGUUGUGGUUGAUGAGAGCUGGUGGACCAGUCCAGACUACUGCAAAGAAAAACAGCUCUGGUAUGUCCUCUCAAAGACAUUGGCUGAGGAUGCUGCGUGGAAGUUUGUGAAGGAGAAAGGCAUUGAUAUGGUUGUAGUAAACCCUGCUAUGGUUAUUGGUCCUUUGUUACAGCCUACACUUAAUACCAGUUCUGCUGCAGUCUUGAGCUUGGUAAAUGGUGCUGAGACAUACCCAAAUUCCUCUUUUGGGUGGGUUAACGUGAAAGAUGUUGCAAAUGCACAUAUUCUCGCAUUUGAGAACCCUUCAGCUAAUGGGAGAUACUUAAUGGUUGAGAGAGUUGCACACUAUUCUGAUAUAUUGAAGAUAUUGCGUGACCUUUAUCCUACUAUGCAACUUCCAGAAAAGUGUGCUGAUGACAACCCAUUGAUGCAAAACUAUCAAGUAUCAAGGGAAAAGGCAAAAAGCUUGGGUGUUGAAUUUACUACCCUUGAAGAAAGCAUCAAAGAAACUGUUGAAAGUUUGAAGGAAAAGAAGUUUUUUGGAGGUUCAUCUGCUAUGUAAAAGGCUUCUCAAAGCUUUUAUGGUUGUUGAACAAUAGUACCCUCCCCCUCACCCCACCCCACCCUACCCUACACGCCUUUUUUUUCUUCUUUUGGCUAAUUUUAGAAUCGAGAAGUCGAAUGCUAUAUCCGUUAAUAAAUUUCGAUCAGAUGAGGUUGAAAUUUGUUCUAUAUCUAGAGAAUUUCAUAGACUGGUUUGAUAGAAGAAAUUUGUGUUUUAUUGAGUUGGUUUGUAGGAGAAGACCAAAUGGAUUUAUUGAUAUUUGAAGGUUUGAGUUGAAUCCAAAAUUUUCAGGCUCAGAUAUCAAA